Molecule: messenger RNA, 2162 nt
Organism: Oenanthe melanoleuca
Lineage: Eukaryota; Metazoa; Chordata; Aves; Passeriformes; Muscicapidae
Gene: POPDC3
Product: popeye domain containing 3
Exons: 4
Coding region: 335-1297 (320 amino acids)
Cellular component (GO): sarcolemma
Molecular function (GO): cAMP binding
Source: RefSeq, a predicted model, not a curated record
GCCGCGGGACCGCCAGCGCCGGAGAGCGGCAGCCCCAGCCCGUCCCGUCCGGGCGGCCGGGAAACUUUCCCGGGGCGCGGGGCAGAUCAGAUGAAGUUACAGAUGACAUGACCAAAGUCAAAACAAUGGAUGAACUGAUGAGGAGCAGCACUGAGAAUGUUAGCUGCUUAUUUGCUGGAAAUCCUAAGUGCAACUUCACUACCAAGAGACCCUGGUGUUAUGUGAUCAUUCAGCAGAGUUUGCAAUAAUGGAAAACCAAAGGAAAACCAAAACUAGCUGCAUCUCAUAAACAAAAAAUUUCAAGAUUCAGCUGAAUCAAAAAAUUAUUCCAGCCAUGGGAGAAAAUGCAAGUUUUUGGGAAAGUCUGAUAUAUGCACAUCCUACGUGUACCACCUGGAAGAAAGAGGCAGAGGGAUCUAUCUACCACCUAGCCAGUAUUUUCUUUGUUGUGGGCUUCAUGGGUGGAAGUGGAUUCUUUGGGCUCCUCUACGUCUUCAGCUUGCUUGGACUGGGCUUUCUCUGCUCUUCUGUUUGGGCUUGGCUGGAUGUGUGUGCUGCUGACAUUUUCUCCUGGAAUUUUGUGCUGUUCGCUAUAUGCUUCGUCCAGUUCGUUUAUGUUACCUACCAAGUCCGGAGUGUUGCCUUUGACAGAGAAUUCCAGGAACUCUACAGUGCUCUCUUCCAGCCUCUGGGAAUUUCCUUGACUGUGUACAGGAAGAUUGUCUUGUGCUGUGAUGCAGAAGUGAUUACCCUGGAGAAGGAACAUUGCUAUGCCAUGCAGGGCAAAACGCCUAUUGACAAACUGUCCCUGCUUGUGUCAGGCAGGAUCAGAGUGACAGUUGAUGGGGAAUUUCUGCAUUAUAUUUUUCCUCUUCAAUUUCUGGACUCUCCUGAAUGGGAUUCACUGAGGCCCACAGAAGAGGGAAUUUUCCAGGUCACACUCACAGCAGAGACAGAUUGCCGCUACGUGGCCUGGAGGAGGAAGAAGCUGUACCUGCUGUUCGCUAAGCACCGCUUCAUCUCCCGCCUGUUCUCCAUCCUGAUCGGGAGCGACAUCGCCGAGAAACUGUACGCGCUGAACGACAGGGUGCAGGUGGGGCAGGGCUUCAGGUACGACAUCCGCCUGCCCAACCUGUACCACGGGGCGCUGCCCGAGAGCCCGGCGCUGCCCUGCCCGCCCCCGCCCCGGCUGCAGCGCGGCUCGCCCCGGCCGCGCCCCGCCCGCAGCCCCCGCCCGGCCGGCCGCGCCUUCCUCCCUCCGGGGGAUGGGGACGCGACCAGACGAAGCCAAAUCUGACAGACAAGCGCCGUUUGUGUCGGCUGGAGUAGGUUGAGGUCUCUAUCUCGAGCCAGCAGGUUGGCUUCUGCAUUUUCACUGUCCGUGCAAUAUGUUUUCUUUCAGUAAACAUAUGUUCGGUGUGUUUCAGUAUGUUUACUUUCACUCCUGUUGAUCUCCAUCUCUUUCGUUUUGGAGGAGAACAAAUCAUAAGUCUGAGGUCUUAUUGUGAUGGCCUCUGGGUGGUGUGUUAUUUUGUUGUUUUGUUGCUGUUUUUAUUUUAAAGCAAGCCCAUGGUAUUUGUAACUACAUUUUCCCCAAACAUUUUUGCCACAAUGAAGUAUGGUCAGUAUAGUCAAUGAAAACAAGUAAGUUGUCUUCAAAAUAUAGCAACUUGCUUAUAAUGUUCUUUUUUAUGCCUUGUGAACAUUCUCUCAAUUUACAUGAAUAAUGUUGCAGAGAAAAGGCUAAGGAACAAUCGCAUUGGGUUUGUUUCUUGAAGAAAUUAAAGAUUUUGAAAUGCACAGCAAGAUUGUUAAAAACCCAAACAAAACAACAAAUUCAGUCCCAUGAGUAAUUGGUUUCUCUCUGUCUGUCCUUAAGAGGUAUUGAGUGAAAACAAGCACAAGUGUCAUUGCUGGCAUUAGAAAAAUAAAAGAGCUGUAACUGCUGCAAAUACAUCUUAGGGAAAUGAUUGUAUGGCAUUUCUGAUAGAAUGUGUUGCUAUAGGACCUGGGCUUCUGCAGUGCCAGCGCCCUGUGUGACAUGUACAAUAAAUGAUACCAGUCAAUCUACUGCCAAACCAUUGGAGUUUGUUGUAUGAUAUUCUUUUUAGCUGUGUUUGUCAGGAAGAGACUAAAACAGCUGCAGCAAUAAAUACAAUUUU